Molecule: messenger RNA, 1475 nt
Organism: Vitis riparia (riverbank grape)
Lineage: Eukaryota; Viridiplantae; Streptophyta; Magnoliopsida; Vitales; Vitaceae
Product: peroxisomal 2,4-dienoyl-CoA reductase-like
Exons: 5
Coding region: 188-1081 (297 amino acids)
Biological process (GO): fatty acid catabolic process
Molecular function (GO): 2,4-dienoyl-CoA reductase (NADPH) activity
Source: RefSeq, a predicted model, not a curated record
CUAUAAUUCCGUCCCCCUUUCCUUUCUUUCCCAGAUUUUCUCUAUCAUUAUUCUCGGCAACCAAACAAAUUUUUAGCAUGUAAUGACAACAGAACCCAUCAUUGUCCCAGCACCCAGCUUAGACUGAGAAACCAAAGUGAGUUAAGAGAGAAAGCUACCUUGAGAGAGAGAGAGAGAAAGAGGGAAGAUGGAGUCACCAUUCAGGGGAGAUAUACUGAAGGGGAAGGUGGCACUGCUGACUGGUGGAGGAUCAGGAAUUGGGUAUGAGAUAUCGAGGCAAUUGGGGAAACAUGGAGCCUCCAUCGCUAUCAUGGGUCGACGGAGACAAGUCCUGGAUGCUGCUGUCUCCUCUCUCCAUUCUCUGGGCAUCCCUGCUAUUGGGCUUGAGGGAGAUGUUCGCAAGCAAGAAGAUGCAGUUAGAGUUCUGGAAUCAACUAUCAAGCAUUUUGGCAGGCUCGAUAUUCUUGUGAAUGCUGCAGCUGGAAACUUCCUUGUGCCAGCUGAAGAUUUGUCCCCUAAGGGCUUUCAAACAGUGAUCGAUAUAGACUCUGUUGGGACAUUCACAAUGUGCCAUGAAGCACUUCAGUAUCUGAAGAAAGGGGGACCAGGGAAGAGCCCAUCUACAGGCGGAAUAAUCAUAAACAUCAGUGCAACGCUGCAUUACACAGCAACUUGGUAUCAAAUCCAUGUUUCUGCAGCCAAGGCAGCUGUUGAUAGCAUAACUAGGAGCUUGGCAUUGGAGUGGGGAACAGAUUAUGAUAUAAGAGUGAAUGGGAUCGCACCCGGACCCAUUGAUGACACUGCUGGUCUAAGUAAACUUGCACCUGAGGACGUAGUGAGAAAGGCAAAAGAGCAUGAGCCUCUGUUUAAACUGGGGGAGAAAUGGGAUAUUGCUAUGGCUGCCGUGUACCUUGCAUCUAAUGCAGGAAAAUACAUCAAUGGAACAACAUUGACUGUUGAUGGAGGACUAUGGCUGAGCAAACCUCGCCAUCUUUCAAAAGAGGCUGUGAAGCAACUAUCCCGAGCAGUGGAAAGGAGGUCGAGAAAAAUCCUCGUUGGGGUUCCUAAGAGCAAACUAUGAUAAUUCCUUCCAGCGAUGAGUUGCCAGAAGUGUGAUAUCCUAUAACAACAUAACUACAUCCCUGGAGCCAAACAGAGCUUAGAUUUUCUUCUCCAGAUUUCUGAAAAACCUACAAAUACCAUACGGGUUUGCUUGCAUUUGAUUAUUUUGCCAAAUGCAUCUUCUGAGCAUGGGUGAUGAAAUCACUGCUUGGGAGAUGGACGCUUCAUAUAUAUCGAACAAUUGAAUUGGUUCUUCAAGAGCAUGACUGAAUUUAAGCAGUUGGACUACAUUGUACAAUUGAAAUUGAAUUUGCUCUUGAAGAAGAUUAGAAAACAUUGUAAGCCGAGACAUCCCAUCUUGAAAAACAAUAUGGUAUAUGAAUGAAAACAUUGGGUUGUUUUCAGAUUAUUGU